Messenger RNA from Calidris pugnax (ruff), 4369 nucleotides. RefSeq names its product regulator of G-protein signaling 9 binding protein (gene RGS9BP). The record is from RefSeq and is a predicted model, not a curated record. Gene Ontology annotation, cellular component: neuron projection; photoreceptor outer segment. Bases 365 to 1078 code for a protein of 237 amino acids. NCBI's taxonomy places the organism in Eukaryota, Metazoa, Chordata, Aves, Charadriiformes, Scolopacidae. Gene Ontology annotation, biological process: G protein-coupled receptor signaling pathway; detection of light stimulus involved in visual perception. The transcript has a single exon.
GACUCCGCGGGUGGCCGGCCCGCCGGCGGCGGGCAGAGGCGGCCGGUGACCGGCGCUCGGCCUCAGGAGCUUUACCCUUAGCCUAUUUUAAUUUUGUAUUUAAUUUUCCCCCCGGGUGUUUGGCACUUUUCAAGAGGCGGCGCCCGCUGGCUGGGAGCCCUGGCUGCCGUCCGGCGCGGCGCGGAGCGGGCCGCCCCUGCUCCCCGGCGGGGAGCGAUGCUGCCGGCCCCCCGGGGCUCUCCGCCGCCCGCCUGCGCUCCCGGGGGCGCCUGAGCCGCCGGCGGGGGCGCGAAUGGAGGCCGAAAGAGCCGCCUGCCAUGUGCGGGGAUAGCGGGUGGCCCGGCGGCGGGGCGGCGGCGGGACCAUGGUGAAGGAGGAGUGCAAGGCGCUGCUGGACGCCCUCAACAAGGUGACCGCCUGCUACCGGCACAUGGUGCUGACCAUCGGCGGCACCUCGGACUCCCAGAACCUGCGGGAGGAGCUCAAGAAGACCCGGCAGAAGGCCCAGGAGCUGGCCGUAGCCAACAGGAACAAGCUUACCACCGUCCUGAAGGACAAAACCGUGAGUAAGGAAGAUAAAGCCGAGUUCGAGAGGCUAUGGGUGAUUUUCUCCACGUGCCUAGAGAUCCUGGAGAUCGACAUGAGGAGAGCCCUGGAGCUGGGCCACGAGUUCCCGCUAAACGUCCCCAAAAAGCACCUGAUCCAGACAGGGAUGAGCGGGGGAACCUCUGGGGUGGCCGCCAGGGCCAUGAGCGUCCAGAACAUGAAAUAUGAGGCUGAGCACAAUAUUGACGUGGUGGAUUUGAAAGACCUCGAGAACGAAAUCAACCAGGUAGGAGAGAUGAUGUACGAGAUGGAAAUGAAGGUCAGUGUCCCCCAGUGGACAGUGGAGGCUAAGCAGGACCCAGGGGCUGAACUCAAAUCCACCAUCAGCGUGGGCGCUUCUUCCAUCGGCAUGAUCUCUGUGGAGGAGAAUAAAUCCUUCUGCGAUAUCAGCAAGGUCCUGGCUGGGAUUAUUUUCUCCGCGGUGCUCAUUAUUGCCAUUGUUCUGGCCGUGUGCGUGGUAAAACUCUCUUAGGGUGGUACAGGCUGUGACAAGAGGGACCCCCUCCAGCCCAUCCUCAGAGUGCUUCAUGCCCUGCACCUUUUUUUUCAGGACGGGUCACUUGGAUGAGCUGAGAAUUUAAACCUAGCGCUUGAAAAAACAAAGCAAAACUUUUGCCUCCCAAUAUCAUAAAAUACAUGGUUUGUUUCUUUUGCUUUCUGAAGAAAAGAGAUGCAAAUCAGCCUGCAGAAUAGGGUGUCUUCACUGGCUGGACUUGUAACAGUUAACUAUGAAGUAUCAGGGUAUUAUCACUACUGGCUAUAACAGGGAUUUGUUUGCUAUUAAUAGAUCACUAUUCUCAGAAGCCUGUAUUUUUUGUUCUUAAGUAGGCCUUGGUGUUUGCUGCUGGUAGCUGUUUACAGUAUUUGAGAGUAAAACAAAUUUGGAGGCUAACACGGGUGUUUGACAAAGUGAAUAGAAUUUUUUUUUUCUUCAAACACACGAAAUAUUAUUUCAGUGGAAGAAAAGAGGAAGGAUGAAAACCCCAGUAAAAGAAUGUAAACAGCCUCUAUUUUAGAUAAGUUAAUGGUUUUUGGGGGGGUGGGGGGGGUGGAGAGGAGGAUGGAGAAAACAAGCAGUGUUUGAUUACCAAAUACUGUUUGUUGAUUUAGACCCCAGUACAGAACCCGGUUGCAUGGGUUGGCACAGCAUAUGUGAAUGACUAAUCACUUUCCAAAUCCAGAGAGAAAAAGGGGAGAGUUGCAUAUUCAGAAAAAUAUAGCCUCAUUGUUUUCAUCCACAUCCACGAUGUUGUCUUCCCGUGUAGAAAGACUGAUUCUUGUCACUGGUUCAGAUUUUUCUUUCUGUAGAAGCAGUUUGCACUUCACAAUUAACUAUGAAAAUAAGAGCAAUGAAUCUACCCACAGCAGGAGUGGUAAUUUUUGAAAAUAGAUUUUGGCACACAAAAAUGAUGUUGUGUUAAAGCAGACCUUUCUAAUAAUCCAAAAAGAGAUCCCCUGUCCUCUUGACAGGCAGGGAUUGAUGCCUGUGUAUAUACAGUCACAUUUCUGCAAGCUCAUGAAUUCUUUGCAGAAAUCCAGACAGAACUAAAAAUGUAUCUCAGUUGUGUCUGAUUAAUCAUUUGGGAGACAGGAAGCUUGCAGGAUUGGUCUGAUUUGGCACGCUGCGAAUUUGGGAGGUGAUAAGUAGCAUGAAAUGCUCCACUGCUUCCCUGUAGCAUUGUCACUACUUAAAUGUAAAAUGUCUGCGGGGACAGACACCAACUUUGCAGAGAAAGCUCUACAAUGUUUUGUAAAAGGACCUAUGUAUUAUGGUAUUUGCUGUGUAACUUAGGGGAAUGUCUCCCACUACUGCGAACACACCCUAUCAGUUCAAGAAUGCUUGGUACAUACUUUAUAGCGCUGUAGUUGUGUGAGGCACUCCACAGGCAAACAUAGAUACCCUGUAAUACUGGGGUUUUAAUAAGUUACUAUUCCUUUACAUUGAUUAUUAUGGACACAUUAUCAAAAAGUAACAAUCAUUGGAUGUGUUUUGUGAAGUUACUGGGCAAUAGUCUUCAUGCUUGUUAGAUAAAAUUAUGCUCACAGCACUGAUAAACAGCUAAAAUUUUUGAGUUAAGAACUAAACAUACUUUGAAAAACUGCAGCAAACAGCUUAUUCUUUAAAACUUAAGAGAACUGAGUUUGGGCAGAAAAAGUGUGUGACAAAUUUGAACCUGGUCACUUAAGUGAGAAAAAAAAAUUCUGCAUGUGAGGAAAAACAGAAAGUGGGGGCCUGAAUGAAAGGCUGUAGACUAUCGUUAAGUUGAAGGAUAACGAGUCCUGCACAUUGAUCCAAUUUAGCUCCAUUUUCCUUGGAAUUCAGUUACACGAGACGACUCCACAUUCCUUUCACUCAUUCCAUAGGAUGUGUUUUAUACGUAGUUACUGUAGGUUCGUAGAGAUCCCCAGCAGCAUUCUAACAAAGGCAGUCCUGUAUUUGUCAGUGCUACUGUUUCUGUCCGUCUAGACAAGGUAUAAUUGCUGUGUGUUUAUUUAAAUGAAAAGACCUCCUUCACAAUCACAUUGAGUAAACGUAUUUGUGGAAAAUACAGCAAAAGCUGCAGGAGAAUAUACAUAUUUGGAUUGCUACCGCUAGUCACUAAGGAUUUGUGGCUAUUUUCACUCUUUGCACUCUACUUAGUACACAGGAAAGUGGGUAACAGGCUGGACUCCAAAAACUCCAUGUUCCUUCUGAAAUGGGACCAUUUAACCACAUGUUCUGAAAACCCGAGUAACGCAAGUCUGGUUUCUGGUGGAUAAGUAAAUGGUAACACCUACAGCAAUCAUUAUCUUGUAUCUUGGUAUGCUGAAGUGGGUGUGCUGUUUAUCCAAGGUUAGUUGCAUAGAAGAAUUUUUAAGAAUAGUUAAUCUUCAAAAGCAAGCCCCAGUGACUUAGUAAAUUGUAAAUUUUCAGUCCAUUGCAUUUAUUUUUUUUUUCAUUUGGAUUUUUGGAUACAGGACUCAAAGAAUUCAUACGAGUAGCCUUUAAUGAUCUAAGUCUUGCUUCGUUAUGAAUGUACACACCAUUAGUAUUUAAAGGACUGGACCUUGGAAAAAUAAUGCAUUUUCAAAUCUUAAGAUAAAGCUGGCUGCAGAUUUACUAGUUUAUUCCUAGAAAUCUGUAUCAUCUUAUAUUUAGGUGAUCUAAAAUUAAUAGAUAAGUAGAAUUCUAACAGAGGAUGACCACCAGCUAAAUGGAUAACGUUGCUGCCAUUCGUCUCCUAUGCUUGAUAUGAGUGUACGCUCAUCGUGACAGAGUCCAGGCACGACAGCGCACAAAAUCAAAACAAGAUGAAACCAUCGUUGCCCUAAAGUACUGAUGCCUCUUUUAAAUUAAGAAAUAAAGAGAUGUUGUAGAUUUGCAGUCUUCAUUUUCUUUCCCCGCUGGAAUGCAACUGAAAGGAGACCAGAAAUGCUAUUUUUGUAAGUGGAAAAUGGGAAGUCAAACUUCCAAAUACGCUGUAUUUAAAUAGCAUGAUGAAAAGGCAAAUACUCUCAUGCUGAUGAGUGAAUGAGAAUGUCAUUGUGUUUUCAGUACAAAAGAGGAUGGUCAUUGCUUAAUUUCAGUGUUGUUCUACUUACAGUUCUUUUGUCUUUAUUCACAGGAUACACAUUAAAUUUGCUGUAUACUAAAAUCUUAUUCCGUACUUGAAUUACACUGGUUUUGCCUGUGCAUGGGUGGUAUUUUCUACACUUUGAAUAAUUCAAACUUGUUACAGUCACUAUUUAUUUAACUUAAAAUAAAGUACAUUCUUGUAACUUA